AUGGCUUGGGAAGAACCUCGCAAAACGGGCAUGCAGUACCGCCGCCUAGGUAACUCAGGCUUGCACGUAUCUGCGCUCGGCCUGGGAGGAUGGCUCACUUUUGGAGGCCACGUCGAAAAUGAACUCACAUUCUCUAUCAUGAAGACGGCCUACGAUAACGGGAUCACGUUCUUCGACACGGCGGAGUCUUACGCCGCAGGUCAGUCCGAGAUCAUCAUGGGCCAGGCCAUCAAGAAAUUUGCAUGGAACCGCAACGACAUUGUGAUAUCCACAAAGCUCAACUGGGGCGGCGCAAAUGGCGAAGUGCUUGUCAACAACCACGGACUCUCGCGCAAACACAUCAUCGAGGGUCUUCGCGCAUCUCUCAAACGCAUGGAUCUGGAGUAUGUCGAUAUAGUGUAUGCGCAUCGUCCGGAUCGUCUUACACCCAUGGAAGAAACAGUUCGCGCAUUCAACCAUGUCAUCGAGCAGAAAGGGUGGGCGUUGUACUGGGGCACAUCUGAGUGGUCUGCAGACGAGAUUGCCGAGGCUUGCGGGAUAGCGAAGCAGUUAGGUCUCAUCGCACCGGUAGUCGAGCAACCGCAGUACAAUUUGCUCGAAAGGAAAAAGGUUGAGAGCGAGUUCCAGCGUCUAUAUGCGCGCUUCGGGAUUGGACUGACUACAUUUUCGCCGCUGAAGUUUGGGCUGCUUAGCGGAAAGUACAAUGAUAGUCCGGAUGCGCCGCCAGCAGGAUCGAGGUUUGCUGAAGGAAAAGAUGGCUUUGUGAGUGGGAUGCGCGACCGAUAUGGAAACGAGGAGUGGAGUGGUAUGAUCAACAGUGCGAGGAAAUUGAAGCCGAUUGCGGAUAAGCUAGGCGUUAGCCAGUCGCAGUUGUCGCUUGCGUGGUGCUUGAAGAAUCCGCAUGUAUCUGCGGUGAUCACUGGCGCAUCAAGACCAGAGCAGGUGGUGGACAACUGUGCAGCUUUGAAGAUCAUGGACAAGCUUACGCCGGAUGUGAUGGCUGAGAUCGACGCAGUGGUCGGGAGCGUUCAGUUAGAUCCUGCUCGGCAAGAUUAG
Alternaria ventricosa is the source of this 1056-nucleotide messenger RNA. RefSeq lists its product as uncharacterized. The record is from RefSeq and is a predicted model, not a curated record. NCBI's taxonomy places the organism in Eukaryota, Fungi, Ascomycota, Dothideomycetes, Pleosporales, Pleosporaceae. The transcript is spliced from 4 exons. Bases 1 to 1056 code for a protein of 351 amino acids.